AUGGAGUUCUUACAAUCUGAAGUCGAGAAUGAGGAACGGAUAUCGAUGGCAGUCACGGGUUUCGGCUUAAAUAACGAAAAUGAUAUGGCGAAGAAACAUAAGGCCAAGGUUGAUUUUAAUAAAAAUAUACCGUCUGCUACCGGUCUUUUAACGUUUAAAGCUGAGAAGAAAAUGUGUAUAUUUUGCGGUAACGAUCACGCGAGUGCGGAAUGCGAAAAGGCGCGUAAAAUGUCUUUUUCGGAAAGACAGGAUGUGACCAAGCAAAAGAAAGCUUGUUUUAAUUGUUUGAACAUGGGACAUAUAUACAAACGUUGUAGAGUGCCGGUCAAGUGCGCGUGGUGUAGCAGGCGACAUACGCUAUUGAUGUGUCCAGAGAUGUCGAAGGAUAAAACGCCACUCGAAAGUUCGUCGGGCAAGAAGGCAGAGACCGUCUGCGAACAGAAUCUGGCCAACUCGUCGUGCAGCCCAUCAGUGUAUCUAAUGACAUUGCGUGUGAAACUGAAAAAUGGGGAAAUAGAACGCAAUGUGCGCGUUAUUGUGGACACGGGUUCGCAAAAAUCAUAUAUAUUAAGAAGUGCCGCGAGUGAAAUUGGCUAUCGACCAAUAGACAAAGAGACAAUCACGCACUCUCUGUUCGGUGGAGUGAAGUCGGAACCGCGAGAGCAUAAUGUGUAUCUUAUUCACGCGAGUGCUGUGAACGGACGGUAUGCAUGUAGUUUUAAAGCCACAGACGAAGAAAAAAUCUGUGAUAAUGUUCCGUGUGUUGGCCGCGGACCAUGGCUGAGUGAGUUAAGAAGACUGAACAUCGAGCUCACAGAUGUCGAUAGUCAAGAGGAUCCGAUCACAAUACUAUUAGGAGCCGAUGUUGCAGGAAAAUUAAUUAGCGGGAAUCGUCGCAAUCUAAGCAGCGGGCUGGUGGCUGUCGAGACGUUCUUGGGUUGGACGCUUAUGGGGAAGGUCCCAGGAAGUGUCGUGCGUACAGAUUCAGCGCUGAUGAUUACGUCGAUGUUCGUACAAGAAGCAACUGUUCCCGAUCUCUGGAGUUUGGAUAUCCUUGGUAUCACCGAUCCGGCACAAAAGAAGACGAAAGAAGAAAAGGAUGCAACUGUGAUGAACGAUCUUCGGCAAACGAUAAAACUGACAAGCGAUGCGCGUUAUGAAGUGCAGUUGCCAUGGGCUGAAGAUCAUGCGCCUCUUCGUGAUAACAAGAGAUUGGCGCUGAAAAGACUAGAAGCUGUUAGAAGACGCUUACAGGCAGAAGACUAUUAUAAAGCCUAUGAUGCAGUUUUGAAAGAAUGGCUGGAAGAAGGGAUUAUCGAAAUAGUUCCGGACGCCGAAAUUGAAAAGUCCGCAUACUAUCUGCCUCAUAGACAUAUGGUGAAGCCGAAUAGUACUACAAAAGUGCGCCCAGUAUUUGAUGCGUCGGCGAAAGAAGGCAAUUAUCCGUCGUUAAAUCAGUGUUUAGAAAAGGGACCCAACAUGAUUGAACUAAUUCCGACAGUAUUGCUGAAUUUUCGAAGAAGUCGCAUCGGCGUUAUAUCCGAUAUAAAAAAGGCCUUUUUGCAGAUUGGCAUUCGAAACGAGGACAGAGAUUUUUUGCGUUUUCUAUGGUGGAAAAAUAACAAAACGGAUCAAAUAAUCGUGUACAGACACGCACGUGUUGUGUUCGGAGUCUCCAGUAGUCCGUUUAUUUUGGGAGCGGUUAUAGAAUUGCAUUUACAGACUAUUUUGGCACGUGAUCGACGAAUUGCUGGUUCAAGCAGGAGCAACAGUAUCCUGAAGCUGAUGAACAGUUUUUACGUGGAUAAUUGUGUCACCAGCGUGGACUCUAACGAAGAAUUGCAGGAAUUUAUGCACACCGCAACCUCGGUAAUGGCUGAAGGCAAAUUCGAGCUGCGAGGUUGGGAGUAUACGAGGGAUGACUCCUGUGGAUCUCCAACGCCAGUUUUGGGUAUGUUGUGGAAUAAGAUCGAAGAUACCUUGUCAUUGAAUCCGGCAGCGUUAGAGCAGAAUGAGACAAAGCAAAAGGUCAUCAUGAAGAAGACGAUCUUCUCUGCCGUUCACAGAGUGUUCGAUCCGAUUGGCUUUGCCUGCCCGGCGAUGUUGUGUCCUAAAUUGUUACUCCAGAAGGCAUGGGUGUCAGGCAUCGAUUGGGAUGCAGAGGUGAUUGAAGAAGUCAAAACGGAGUUUCUACGUUGGAUUAAAGAACUGCCGCUAUUGAAGGAAGUUGAAAUUCCUAGAGGAAUGUUAGCCGAACCGAUAAAUGAAGAUAGCCUUAGUAUUCACACAUUCUGCGACGCCAGUCAAAAUGCGUAUGCGGCGGUGGUUUUCGCGCGAACGGAAGGUCCUCUGGGAGUUGGAACUCAGCUGAUAGCGGCCAAGACAAGAGUAUCUCCAGUGAAGAAGGUGACAAUUCCACGUCUGGAAUUAGAGUCUCAAUGGAACACGUUUGUGUGGAAUCGUGUUCAAGAAGUAAGGAAACUCACUGAACCAAAGUUAUGGAGACAUGUUCCUGGAGGAAUGAAUCCAGCAGAUUUACCUUCCCGUGGAUCUACGGUGAAGCAGCUGAUCGCUUCGCGAUGGUGGGAGGGUCCAGAGUGGCUGCGACGUCCCGCAAAAGACUGGCCGUCGGGCGAAUUCGAAAUCAACGAGGAGGACAUCAAUGCAGAGAGGAAGAAGAUAUCCACGUCUUCAGUGAGCUGCGAUGAACGAGCUGGACUGUCGACGGAGCUGACUGUGAGUCAAGUUACCAGUGAGCGAAUGGAGCAAUUGGACUGGUAUGAGCGUUAUUUCUCCACGUAUCAUAAGAUUGUGAGAUUAGUCGGAUGGGAAGUUAGAGAAAUUGGAAUGCCGGAUUGCGAUGAUGUGAAUCGAUGCGAUAUUAAUAAGCGAUUGCGGUACAGACAAAUGUUAAGGGAAGACUUACGUCGGCGUUUCCGAUCGGAAUGUUUAGGGAAGUUAUCGUACGAAUCCAAAACGAGAAAUUUAGCGUCAGUUAUCGGUGUGGGUGACGUCGUAUUAGUCGGUAAUGACGAUCGGAAGCGCAUGGAUUGGCCUCUGGCAGGCGUAAUGGAAGUGAUUCGCGGAAAAGAUGGCAACGUACGACUUGUGCGAUUGAAGACUGCGCGUGAUAUAGAAAAGUAA
Molecule: messenger RNA, 3144 nt
Organism: Dufourea novaeangliae
Lineage: Eukaryota; Metazoa; Arthropoda; Insecta; Hymenoptera; Halictidae
Exons: 4
Coding region: 1-3144 (1047 amino acids)
Biological process (GO): proteolysis
Molecular function (GO): aspartic-type endopeptidase activity
Source: RefSeq, a predicted model, not a curated record